Molecule: messenger RNA, 1854 nt
Organism: Symbiodinium necroappetens
Lineage: Eukaryota; Dinophyceae; Suessiales; Symbiodiniaceae
Source: the annotation of a GenBank genome assembly
AUGGCAAAAUUGAGGUCUCUGAACGUCAUAGACACAGUGAAUGAAGACACUGAGUACGACAACAUCACUCGGGCGGUAGCUUCGAUUCUGCAGGUGCCCAUCUGCUUAGUCUCGCUGGUUGCCGAAGACAAGCAAUGGUUCAAGUCCAAGUGUGGGUUGGGUGCAGACGAGACAGCGAGGUCCAGCAGCUUUUGCGCCUACAUCUUAUUCCCGGAAGCAGUGGAGGAUGCCAGGAUGCUAGUCGUGACCGACGCCAGACAUGAUAUUCGCUUCAUGAAGAAUCCGCUGGUCCUUGGCGAGCCAUACAUCCAGUUUUAUGCAGGCUGCCCCUUGGUGACAUCCGAAGGAUUGCGUCUUGGGUCCUUGUGCGCCAUCGACAGAAUUCCGAGAGACAUUCGACCAGGGGAGGUGGGCCUUCUCGUCAACUUCGCACAUUUGGUAGUGCAGGCGUUAGAGGACAAUCAUCUGGAGAAGCUCCAUCAAGAGCUUCGGGGUGAGGACUUGGACGAGGAGCCUAAGGAGGAGGAAGUGCAGUGGAAUGGAGGCAAGCUCCGAACCGAGGCAAUGCUUGACGCUCGUCAAAGUGCGGUCGUGCUGGUUUGGGCGCGGCCGGAUUCGAUGGAAUGGACCAUGUUCUUUGCGAACAAGGUGUUCGCGGGGCUGACAGGUGUCGAGGUGAUCGCACCUUACAAGUUCCCCGGGGAACCACAAGUGAAGGUACAUGGAAAGAUGAGUGCGCAGGCAUCUUUUUGGGACCACAUCCGACUCGUCUCUCGCGAGCCUACACAGGUAAUGGAGCUCUGGAAAACGGUGGCUGUCGCGAUGACAGGCAGGCAGCUGGAUACCAAGCCAGGAGGGUUUGCUGCACGUGCGACUGUCAAGCAGUCCUCACGGCAGCAAGCAGGCAAGACCUUCCUGAAUUGCCGCUUCACCCCAGCAGAGGUGCCGAUCAGCGAAACCUCAGCCGCGGUCAAGAACCCUGGGCUACGCUCGACGGAGAAGUGGCCGAGACCCAGAGGAUGGCCAGGCGAGGGUCACUGGUUUUUCAUCCAAAUGAUACCUGAGCCGAUGGCAAAUGGUUCGAUGUCUAGACAGCCUAGCCUCCCACAGGAGGCUGAGGCGACGAAGCCCCAGACGCCACAGUUAUCAACGGUGUCCUCAACAGGGGCCACCGAAAGCCGUCAACUUGCUGGAGGCACAAGCGUCGGCACAAGACCGCCCACUUCGCCUUUUCAGGAUGUCCGCUUGGUGCGGCUCGUAGGACAAGGGUCCUUUGGUGCCGUUUACUUUUCGCUCUGGAGCGGUGCAGCUGUCGCAGUAAAAAUCAUCAAGACGGUCAUACCGGCUGGCAAGGAUGUGGCGGAAUUCGACAAGAACCCGCACUACGAGGCAGCCCUGUCUGUGUCCAUCUCGCAUCCCAAUCUGGUUCAGACCUUCAAGCACGGAGGCAGAAUAAAUUCUUUGAGUACAAAUGGCGGAGCUGAGGCAAAGGAACUCGGCAAUGUCCACGAAACUUGGAUCGUUCAGGAGUGGUGUGACGGCGGUACUUUAAGGGCCGCUUGCCAAAGCCCAAAGCUUCAAGAUCAGGGCCUGCUAGAAGCUCUGGAGAUUUGUAUGGAGAUCUCACGAGCUGGGCAGUACUUGCAUGACAUCGGCAUCAUUCACGGGGAUCUGAGCGGCAACAAUGUCCUGCUCAAGUCCAUGCCUGUUCCCAAGGGCUACGUUUGCAAGGUUUGCGAUUUCGGCCUCGCACGGGUACUGGAUGGCGAGUCCAAGGUGUCCAUCACGUGGAGGAAGGGGACCUACCUCAGCGCUCAGGGAGUUGAAUGGCUUACAGAAAGAUAUACACUCUAA